Messenger RNA from Condylostylus longicornis, 1540 nucleotides. Its product is annotated as probable serine hydrolase. The coding region runs from base 393 to 1463 and encodes 356 amino acids. NCBI's taxonomy places the organism in Eukaryota, Metazoa, Arthropoda, Insecta, Diptera, Dolichopodidae. The transcript has 5 exons. The record is from RefSeq and is a predicted model, not a curated record.
UAGAAUUUUAAAUUAUUCGGGAAUUUAUUAUAAUUUGAAAAAAAUAUUAAAAGAAUUUUUUAAAUUAUAUUUUAAGUAUUAUUACAAACUAAUUUAUUAAGUAUUUACAUAAGCAACGUUUAUAAAAAGAUUUAAAAAUUAGUUAAUAACUUCUCUAAUAAAAUCAAAAAUACAUUGCGAGUACGAACGUUCUAAAAUUUUUUUGCAAUAGAUUUCCUAUGGAAUAAAAUAUUUUGUAAAUUUAUAAUCAUCGAUACAAAAGAGCAAUUCUAUAACAAUUUUAUCAAUUUGGCUUGCUAACUAUACUUUUAUUGUAACUAAACAUAAAAACUACGUUUGCAAUAUGAAUCUACUCAUAUAAUUUUCUUUUUGGUACAUGUUAGAAUUAAAUUAUGAAUCCACGUUAUUUACCAUUGCAAAUAUUGAAAAAAUUAAGUAUGAAGAAAUAUAAUCAAACUGCAAUACUACAAAGAAAAUUUUUGCAUUCUGGCCAAAUUCCUUUUCUUGAUGAGCUGUCACAAGAUUAUGAGGAAGUUGAAAUUCCAGUACCAUGGGGCCAUGUUUCCGGAAAAUGGUAUGGACCAAAACAUAUUCGUCCUAUUGUUGGACUACAUGGUUGGCAGGAUAAUUCUGGAACAUUUGAUACUUUAGCUCCAUUAUUACCCCAAAAUGUUGCAUUUCUAUCUAUUGAUUUACCAGGUCAUGGUUUAUCAUCUAGAUUACCAGAUGGCAUGUGGUAUGAUUCGGCAGUUAACUUACAAGUUCUUCAUCUUUUAAUGAAAGAAUACAAUUGGGAUAAAAUUUCAAUUAUUGGACAUUCAAUGAGCUCUAUUGCUUCUUUUAUAUUUUCUGCAUUAUUCCCAGAAAAAGUUGAAAUGGUUGUUGGACUUGAUGCACUUAAGCCUCAUAUAAGGUCAAAUGAUAAAGUUGUAGAAACUAUGAGAAAUCGUAUGAAAAAUUUUAUUAUUGCCGAUGAGAGAAAUCGUGAUAAAAGUGAACCACCAAGUUAUACAUACGAAGAUUUAGUUGAAAAAUUAUAUGUUGGAACCUUUCAUUCAAUAGAUAAGGAUAAAUGUAAGCAUAUUUUGGCUAGAAAUAUUAAAAAAUCCCUCAAGUAUCCAGACCAAUACUUUUUUGCAAGAGAUAGCCGGUUGAAAUCGUACAACUAUACUGGAUUUUGGCCAGAAUUAAAUUUGGAACUAGCAAAAAGAAUCAAUGUACCAUAUUUGUUUAUUAAGUGUACCGGAUCAACUUAUUUUGAAUCAAAAGAAUAUUUUGAUGAAGCACUAGAGGUAAUGAAAAAAAAUCCAAAAUUCGAGUUUUAUGAAGCUGAAGGAUCUCAUCAUGUUCAUUUGAAUGAGCCAGAGAAAAUUAGUGCAAUUAUAAAUCCUUUCAUAGAAAAGUACCAUACAGCAAAAGAAGAUUAUUCAAAAAAGCGUGAGGGUUGUUUUACAUUCUUAUAAGAAAGGUUCAAAAAUAUCUAACAAAUUAUGGUUACUAGUUCAAGGAAUAUCAAAAUUAAUGAGCGCGAGGAAAUUAA